ACAUCUAACACACCUGCUACAACCCCGACUGUCACAAGUACACCUACUUCUACCACAACUAUUACAACCCCGACUGUCACAAGUACUACAACUACCGUCACAAGUACACCUACUUCUACCACAUCUACUAUAACUCCUACCACCACAAGUACAACUACCACAGGUACUACAACCUCUACUGUCAUAAGUACAUCUACUGCUACCACGGAGAGUACAACUCCUAACACUGCUACAAGUACCUCUACUUCUCCCACAAGUAGUACAAUUCCUGCUACCCCCUCAAAAACAUCUACUGCUACCAUACAUACUACAGGUUACAGCACACCUUGCAAAGAGGAUUCCUGUCAGGGUGGUUCUUUGUGUGUUAAUCUGCAUGAUGAUUAUGUUUGCCUGUGUUCAGAGGGAUAUUACUAUAAUUCUUCCACAUGCAAUAAAGGAAAGAUAUUCCCUGGUACUAUUAAGGUCAAAAUAUCAUACACAGCUGCAUUGGAAAAUAAAACUUCUAUGCUGUAUCAGGAAUUAUACAUUCUAGUUACUACAUUUUUUAAAGAUACAUUUAAAAUUUCUGAUUACGGACAGACUGUAAUUGUUAAAGUAAGCACAUCCGCUUCAGCAAGAUCUGAAAUGCGUGCUGGUAACCAGGGUGUUGACGUAGCAGUAGUAAACAUUUUUACAGAAACUACAAAGGAAAAUGAGACAACCAUAUCAAAUGCCAUUAGAAAUGCGAUUAAAGCACAACCAAGUAACUUUUCAGGAUAUGACCAGCAAGAUCGGUGUGAUUACUAUGGUUGUAAAAAACCAAAUGACCAAAAUGACUGUGACAGUGGUUCACUAUGUGAGUGCCAAGAGGGGCUGGUGAGACCAAACCCACAGAUGCUUAUGUGUGUUGCUUUGGGUCCAACGUGUCCUGAAACCUGCAAUGAACAGAGCAAGAAGCAAUGCCUAGUGAAGAACAGCACGAGUGCUGUCUGCAUAUGCCUGCCAGGCUACGAGGAAAAUAAAGGGAUUUGUCAAAAGUGUGCAUUUGGCUACAAUGGAAUCAAUUGUAAAGACUCAUUUCAGCUGAUCCUCACAAUCGUGGGCACCAUUGCUGGCAUCGUCAUUCUUGGCAUGGUGAUUACACUCAUCGUCUCAAUGAGGUUAAAGAACAAAGGCAAGAAUGGGGAAGAAGAGACCUUGAUUGAGAAGGACUCGCAAAAUCUGAGACUCAAGGAGACUGGCUUUAGCAAUCUAGGCGCAGAGGGGAGCAUCUUCCCUAAGAUCAGGGUGAACCUGCCCAGAGACAACCAGCCAGAGAACCCCUACACAAGGCCGGGUAUUCUACCCGGACCAGACUAUUAGAAUUUUGUAAGAAUUUGGAUCCAUCCACAGCCCCUCAACCUAACAUAUGAGCUUUUAUUUGGAAUGUUCAAAAGACUGAUGGAGAAGGGAGCAGCCUUGAAGAUCUGGCCUUUGGUACUUCUCUUCCAUCCAACAUCUAGCCUCUCUGAAUGGAAGUUGUGACUAUUUACAAUGAAUACAGCUUGUUUGCUAACUAAGUACCUAUGAAAUUAAAUGCAUAUAGAUACUGUGAGCAUUUGCAAGAUAGUUGAUUUGCUCCAGUCAGGACAAUGGUUAGUUUUUCUUCCUGGUGGGGCAACAAUAACCAUUUCCUAUCUGGAAGGAAGCUCCCCAGGAUUAUUCACUCCUGGAAGAGUCUAGAAGAAUGUUGCUUGGAGUUGAUACACUGCAGAUAAGUGGCGUAAUUUUGGAAGACUCUUACACACCAGCUAUGGAGGUCCCAGGCAAUGGGAAGAGAGACCAUCCUUCAAGGUGCUCAAGUUCAUUCUCUGGCAAGUUAAAACAGAGAUGCUACUUCUGUUCCUCAAAUAUAGGGAUUUCAUUCCCCUGCCGGGAGUUUGUGACCUGGCCUCACACCCAGGGGACAGAAAAAGAGACAUGUCUCUUAGUUUUUGAGGAGCAGUUACUGGCAAUCCAGGACCUUCUUAAUGUCAACUAGAAGGCCUGGACUGAAAAUGUCCCUCGAGCCUUGCGAUACAGAUUCCAGAGGUACUUCACCAAAGCUUCGGCCUUCCCUCAGAGGCUCAGCAGCGGCCACCAACAUACACACAGCCAAGAAUGGGGACAGUCACCUCGAGCACAGUCUUUCUUUAAUGUUAACAGCAUCCUUGUUUCUGUCUAAUGUUCUGUCUCCUUGCAAGUUAUUUUUUAUUAUUAUUAUUAUUUGUUCUUGACUGUUAACUAUAAAAGAUAACAAAUAAAGUGUCUUUAAAA
Messenger RNA from Odocoileus virginianus texanus, 2274 nucleotides. RefSeq names its product mucin 13, cell surface associated (gene MUC13). NCBI's taxonomy places the organism in Eukaryota, Metazoa, Chordata, Mammalia, Artiodactyla, Cervidae. The record is from RefSeq and is a predicted model, not a curated record. Gene Ontology annotation, biological process: heart development.